AUGAAGGCCGUGGCCUUGGCUGUGCUUCGGGUUGCUGCAGAUCGUGACCCGCUGGAGAGCUGGGACAGCGAGGAAGCGCCGGCGCCAUCGCGCGCUGCAGCCUUCUUGGACUGCGAUGGCUUGGGCGAAGAUCAUGUCUUUUGGCCCAUUUUUCGCAGUGCUUUGAACCUGGAGGGCGUGUUGGGCCAGACCACUUUGGAGUUGGCAGUAAGGAAAUGGAGUGAGUGGGAAAGCUAUCAAGACUACAUGGUGCAAAGUGGUCAACUUGCCGGUGACAUUCUUACUGUGCCUGGAUUGACGUAUGCGAAUGGUUCAGAGGUGGAACUGCGCAUCAACGGACUGAUCGAUUUGCCGGUGAUCUUUCAGAAGGCCGCCUAUUCACAGCUUUUCGACCAACCACCGAAGUGGGGAGCCUCUGAAUAUGUGGGUUUCCUGUCAUGCCCUGUGGGCUUUGUCCUGGUCCAAUACGUGAUUUUCAUUGCGAACAAAGUUCGAGGAAACUUGGACCCAUCGCUUUUGAAGGACUACUGGGAGGGGAUGGUCAAUGCGUUUGGUUUGAUUUAUGCAGUGCCCUCGUAUGUGCUCGACCAUUCGGAGUCUGCAAACUGGGGCCUCACUUCCUUUGACAUCGCUGUGAACCUCAACGUGGAGAGGAGCUAUUAUCGAAAUUACGAGGCCUACUGCCAAGAGACGCCAAUUCCACCUCCUCUUUUGACCCAUUGGUCCCACGACCUACCGUCCUUCCAGUCUUCCGACUGGUGGUGCGCGAAAAGCACGACAACGUCUGAACCGUUGCGUGUGGCGCUCAUCGGGGAGCAUGGCCCGGUGAACUUGGACCAUUUGAGCACCACAGAGGCCGUUUGGCGAAACUGUGCGACCGAUGGAGCUGAGGGCGGCCCUGAGAUCGAGGCGGGGCACUUCUUCACGUAUUUAUGGGCAUUGGAAGGCACGGCGCAAGGAGAAGAACUACGAAGGAGCUUGCGAAUGUCUUGGGAAGCGUUUUGGGGCGAGCCUUUGACCAAGUCACAAGGCCGUUCUGAGAGCAGCUCGGCGCCGCGCUGGACGGUGGCGGGCGCGGUAGCUGCGCUGAAGGGCUGGGCAUGGCGGGAGCCCUUCCUCCGCGCAGCGCGUAUACAGAUUUGCUGUGAACCCCUUUGGCUUUGCGUGCUGAUGCACGCAGCAGUGGGUUCCAGUCGACUUUUGGUACGUGUGAGCAUGUGUCUUUUGCAUUCCUUCUCCCAGAUCUUCGGAGAGCAGGAGUUGCCCCACUUUUGGCCUUUGGUACGUGCCAUGGGCUCUGAAGUCAAGGCCAUCAGUGCAGCAGCCAGGAUUUCCGCCGAGAUGUUGAACUUUCAAGCCGGCAUUCGACCACCGUAUGUGCCAGCAUUGUCUUUGCACGUGGAAGCAGCUGCUCAGUAUCGCCCCAACUCCCCAGAUGUGUUGCUGUUUCGCUUUCGCUUACCCGGAGCGCCGGGCUUCAUUCGAGUCCUCCAGAUGCUGUCAGAAGAGGCCAAAGCACAAGGCCUGCCAGUGGCCAGGAUUGUCAUCAUGGAUGCUUCGAAGAAAUCACUGAGCUUCCAAGAAAUUGGUCACUACAGGCUGCUGGCUCUACUUCCACACGUUCCGUAUGCUCAACGACUGCCAGAUGUCUUCGCGUUGGGAUCGCCCACCCUGGUGCCGGCGCAACCGUUGCUGCACAAAUUCAUGUGGCCCUUCGCGGGACCCUUCUGCGGACGCAGCGACCCGGACUUGUCACGCUCGGUGGAUCCGAUCAGUGGCAACAAUAGCUAUCCAUAUUCACCCUUCGAAUUCCAACAAAAGAUCUUUCAUCCUGGCCAUUUCGAAGAAGAUCGACGCUACUGGGCACAGUACACUGAAUGGGAGCUUUGGCCUCAUUUGAUCCGCUUCAGGAGUGCCAGGGAGAUGUUGCACCUUGCCACCAUGUCGCAGGAAGAAGCCUUUUCCAUCAGCCGACUCAUGCGGGCACAUCACCAAGUUCUGCGGAAGGACUCGCUCCAAUACUGGAGUAAAGCUUUGAGUGCCUGCCAGUAG
Messenger RNA from Durusdinium trenchii, 2052 nucleotides. NCBI's taxonomy places the organism in Eukaryota, Dinophyceae, Suessiales, Symbiodiniaceae. The record is from the annotation of a GenBank genome assembly.